Chelonus insularis is the source of this 2123-nucleotide messenger RNA. Its product is annotated as 4-coumarate--CoA ligase 1-like. Gene Ontology annotation, biological process: long-chain fatty acid metabolic process; fatty-acyl-CoA biosynthetic process. Bases 190 to 1989 code for a protein of 599 amino acids. The record is from RefSeq and is a predicted model, not a curated record. Gene Ontology annotation, cellular component: mitochondrion. The transcript is spliced from 7 exons. Gene Ontology annotation, molecular function: long-chain fatty acid-CoA ligase activity. Lineage: Eukaryota; Metazoa; Arthropoda; Insecta; Hymenoptera; Braconidae.
ACAACUUUGUCAGUUUCGACAUUUUAUAAAUUGAUAAAACUUUUAUUUCCUUAAUGGUUUAUAUUUGUUAUUCCAAUGAAGACGAGACUAAAAAGUAGUCUCUAAUGAAAAUAUUAAACUCCUGAUUGGAGUCAGUUGUCUUUGAGCAGUAGAAGAAAUUAGUAAGAAAACAAUUCAAGUGUUUCCGAUAUGGCACGUUUCUGUUUUUCUUCUCGGUAUCAAUACUUGUUCAAAAAUUACUGCAACGUUCUUGGUGGGACUAGUUUCCGAAGUCAUACUCAACUGUCAGAAAAUUUGUAUAAAGAACGAGCUACUUUCCAUAAAACUAUUUAUUGUGAAAAGUAUUACUCUUCUACAUCAGGUUUAAGUGAUGGAAACAUAUUUAAAAGUCAUAUAAGUGAAAUUCCGGAUUCUAAUGGUUUGUUACUUCAUGAGUAUCUCUGGCAAAAUGCUGGAAAAUGGUGGGAUAAAACAGCCCUGGAGUGUGCAGAGACUGGACGAUCAUAUACUUAUGGACAAUUAAAGAGAUUAAGUGGACGAUUGGCUACAUCUCUAAGGAAAAAUAACCUCCAACCUGGUGAUACUAUUGCAGCGAUUCUCCCUAAUGUACCUGAAUAUGCGAUAAUCUUCUUAGGAGCUAGUGAAGCUGGUUUAAAGUUAACUGUGGUAAACCCUCUGUACACAGUGAGAGAAAUAAAAAGGCAAUUAGUUAUCUCUGAUUCGAAAGCUGUCAUUACCAUGCCUUUCAAAUACUCAACUGUUACAGAAAGUAUCAGUGAUAAUAAAUCGAUUAAAUUACCAAUAAUAAUGAUUGAAGAUGGAACAGGACCAGUACCAUCAGGUACAAUUAAUUUCAAAGACUUGAUAUCGGAUAAUGUUGAAGAGUUUGAAAAAACGGGGCAAAAAACAGAGCAAAAUCCGAAUGAGGAUGCAUUUCUUCUACCUUGUUCUAGUGGGACUACAGGGCUUCCCAAAUGCAUUGAACUUACUCAAAGAAACCUAAUUAUGAAUUGUUUACAAUUAAAAGCAGAACAUGAUUUCUUAUUUCCAUUAACUUCGAAAACUCAUCAAGAAAUUGUGCCAUUAUUUCUGCCGCUAUUCCAUAUCUAUGGAAUAUCGAGUAUAAUGAAUACAUAUCUCAGUAUUGGAGCAAAAUUAAUUUUCAUGCCACAGUUUUCUUCAUCGAAACUGUUACAAGUUUUAGAGACAAAUGAAGCAACAGCUUUAAUGCUUGUACCACCAAUUAUUCAACUGUUAAUAAACAAUGAAAACUUUACCCCGCGACACAUGAGAAACAUUAGAUUGGUGUCAUCAGGAGCAGCACCAACAAGUCAAACAAUGGUAGAAGAGCUAAUAAAACAAAGUAGAAAAUUAUUUUUCUAUGGUUUAGGAUACGGCUUGAGUGAAACUAGUCCGCUCAUUUCCUUUAGCGUAAAAGCUCCGAAUGAAUCUUCAGGAUUAAUAAGACCUAAUACUCAACUGAGAAUUGUCGGAUGCAAUGAUGAAGAUAAAAACAAGAAUUUAGGAAUAAAUGAAGUUGGAGAGAUAUUUGUAAAAGGACCACAAGUCAUGAAAGGAUAUUAUAAAAAUUUACAAGCUACUCAAGAGUGUAUGGAGGGUGAAUGGUUCAAAACUGGUGACCUGGGACUUAUUGAUGAUCAAGGUUUUCUGUACAUAAAAGGACGACUUAAAGAACUGAUCAAGGUUCAGGGCUACCAGGUAGCUCCUGCUGAACUCGAAGACGUUAUUCUAGGUCAUGAAAAAGUCGCUGACGUAGCAGUCAUUGGAGUACCACACGAACGAUACGGAGAAAUACCCAAAGCCUUCAUCGUUCCUAAACCUAAUAUGCGUAUCGACGAACAAGAGUUGAAAGAAUUUGUAGCAAAACGUGUUGCUAAAUAUAAACAUCUUGGCCACAUUACUAUCACUGAUACAAUUCCUAAAAGUCCCGCUGGAAAAAUAUUACGAAGGGAACUGCAAAAAAUCUAAUGAACAUUUGUCAUACAGCAAUUGUUUCAUUCUAUGAUUUAAUUGUAGUCAACAAAUUCAGACUAGUAAUAGUAAAUAAGUCACUUAACUUUUAAAAAUUUAACAAUGUAAAAAAACUAAAAAUAAAAAAAAUU